AUGGGUAGUUACACAAUGCACAUGAGGAAGCAUGCAGAUGAGAAGAGGUUUGGUUGUGCACAUUGUCCAGCUCGAUACCUUCAGCGCAUCAGUCUCCAGCUUCACCUCCAAAAACACACUGGCAUAAAACCGCACAAGUGCGAGACAUGCGGUCAAAGUUUUGGCCUCAAGGCUCACUUGAUUGCACAUCAGGCAACACAUACAGGCGAGAAGCCGUACGGCUGUCCUGAAUGUGAUGCCAAAUUUGCCCGAAAGGCUUAUGUGGAUUACCAUAUGCGCACCCAUACAGGAGAGAAGCCGUUUGCAUGCACCAUCUGCUCGGCCCGGUUUGCCAGUAAAAAAGGGUGGAAGAGUCAUAUGGCAUUCCAUGAAAGUGAAGGUGCCAUGGCCUCUGAAGGGGAUGAGGCUAAGUGGAUGGGUCACAUGAUGUCAAAUGAAAGUGAAGACUCCACGGCCUCAGAAGAAGAGGAGGCGGGAUUGAAGAGCGCCAUGACAUGGUUUAAAAGUGAAAGCUUCAUGGCGUCACAAGGAGAAGAGGCAAUCGACUAA
Messenger RNA from Bemisia tabaci, 549 nucleotides. NCBI's taxonomy places the organism in Eukaryota, Metazoa, Arthropoda, Insecta, Hemiptera, Aleyrodidae. The record is from RefSeq and is a predicted model, not a curated record.